ACAGGUUUGAGGUGAGGUGAAGAGUAGUUUAGGUUUUAUAUGUAGUCUGGAUUUCGUCGCAGAGUUUCUGAGCCCAGCCGAUACAUCCCGCCGGUUCGCCGGCGACGCUAUACUCCUGCUUUCGAGACAUCGGAUUUCUCCAGAGCACUUGAAUUCAUCAGUUAUGGAAGCUUCCACUAAUACAUCAUACCAGCCUCCGGCAGUGUUUGUUGAGGACAAAAAGGAUACGCUAAUUGAUCUAGAUUUGACGGACUCAACUGAGCUAUGGCUUAUCCAGUGGCCCAUUAAUGAGCCUCCUGAUUUUGAUGGGCAGCAGGUGUCCCUCAACCAUAAAGGGGAUGGACAUGUCGGCACCUUUGAGGGGUCCUCCGGAAAAUCAUAUGAUGUGGUUAGUUCGAAAUCCCAAGGUCCUGAGGUUAUGGUUUUCUUGACUUCGGCAUCAGAAGCUAAAAUUGCGGGGAAGAUCUCUAGGAGGGUCUCGUUGGUUCAUUACCCGGAGCCAAGUGAGCUUCAAAGGCGCAAGUCCCGAAGCCACGCCCAGCUAUCUUCCAUUGCUACAUCAACGAUUUCUGGUCGGAGUCUGCUUACUCCUGCGCGAAGCAUUAGGGCAAGAGACUCCGAAGCAGGCAACCAUUUUACCACUCCAAAGAGAACUAUUUCAGGGGCUGUGGAACCCUCCAAGAGGAAACAGAACUCGAAUAAGCGGAUUAGAUCGACAGAUCGUUCGGAUUCGGAGAAAGGAAAUAGCGGCAUUACGGAUACUGGAUCGAUGGAGCAUUCUGAGGAAAGGAAGUCAAAGAAGGCAAAGAAGAGUACCGGUUGAACCAUACAAAGAAAUCCUUUAUUUGUUUGCUUAUUUUGGACUUGAACGUGUAUUUGACUUUUGAGGGAAAAAAACAUCCCAGCCCCUCGACCGUUAAUUUUAUUUAAAUUUGAAGUAUCAUAAA
Molecule: messenger RNA, 947 nt
Organism: Andrographis paniculata
Lineage: Eukaryota; Viridiplantae; Streptophyta; Magnoliopsida; Lamiales; Acanthaceae
Product: mediator-associated protein 2-like
Exons: 5
Coding region: 164-823 (219 amino acids)
Source: RefSeq, a predicted model, not a curated record